Sander lucioperca (pikeperch) is the source of this 1048-nucleotide messenger RNA. Its product is annotated as GTPase IMAP family member 9-like. The transcript has 3 exons. NCBI's taxonomy places the organism in Eukaryota, Metazoa, Chordata, Actinopteri, Perciformes, Percidae. Gene Ontology annotation, molecular function: GTP binding. Bases 137 to 967 code for a protein of 276 amino acids. The record is from RefSeq and is a predicted model, not a curated record.
UCAGUCAGGAAAGCCAGAGAAGCCAACAGCAAGCAGAAAAGGGAGGGGUCACAACACAAUAUAAAGAGGUGUUGUUGCAGACUGACUUUACUUUUCAGCUCAGCAGCAGGCUUUCUCUUUUCUCUACAACUCAACUAUGGGCAACUAUCCUGCCAAAAAUGCUCAGCAGCAGACCUGCUCUUCUUUCUAUUACCCAACUAUGGACUGCAAGUAUGCCACAAAUGAACUGACCAGAUACAAUAAUGAGGAGAUCAGGAUUGUGAUGGUGGGGAAGACCGGAGUUGGGAAGAGCGCCACAGGAAACACCAUUCUGGGAGAACAGAACUUUAAAUCAGAGUUUUCUUUUAAAUCUGUGACUGAACACUGUAAAAAGGUUUUUGGUGAAGUGGAUGGACAAGUGGUUGCUGUUAUUGACACUCCAGGUGUGUUCGACACCAGCAUUGAUGAAAAGAAUACCAGUAAAGAUAUUGCCCAGAGCGUUUCCUAUGCUUCUCCUGGACCUCACAUCUUCCUGGUCGUCCUCAGACUGGGCAGAUUCACAGAGGAAGAAAAGAAUACGGUGCAGAAGAUUCAACAAAUCUUUGGAGAGGAUGCAAACAAAUACAGCAUGGUUCUCUUUACCCAUGGUGACCUGCUCAAAGGGAAACCUAUUGAGGAGUCAUUGAAGGACAGCAAAGAGCUGCAGGAACUUGUGGACAAAUGUAACGGCCAGUACCACGUCUUUAAUAAUGACCUGAAGGACCGUUCUCAGGUCAGCGAGCUGUUCAACAAGAUCAAAACUAUAAAAGAGAAGAACGGAGGAAGCCAUUACACCAACGACAUGUUCCAGAAAGCAGAGAAGGCGAUUGAAGAGUAUAAACAACAAAUUCUCAAAGAGAAAGAAGAGCAAAUGCGCAGAGAGAGGGAGGAACUGGAGAAAAAACUAGAUGAAGAGUUUGAUGAAAAAAAUGAGGAAAGAAGGGGCUGAUGGGACGAGGUUGGAUAAGCUAAGGGCAGCUCAUGAAAGAGAAAAGGAAAGGGAAAUAAAGAAAGUAAAAGAGAACCAGAA